AUGAUAUUCGAAGUUCCUGUGGACCAUUUCCCAGUGCAACGUGCACGAUUACAACGGCCACAGCCACUUGUUUUGCCUCAGAUCUCUAUUGUCCAGAGCCGAGCUGAGCUCUCUGCCAACGUGGUAUCCAGUCCUUCAGUCCAGCGAUCACAGUUCACCUUCUUUGCCGUUACACGACAACCUGCCGCUGAUAUUCCGAUCAGACGGAUAUCCCCACCUGGUUCGGCACCACGUCCCGCUGUACCCAUACUGCAGUCGCUGAGGGUACCAAAGAUUUUCUCAGAUGCUCGGCGGUUUCUUUCUACAGUGGUAUUAUCACCACAAUUAGCCUAA
Haemonchus placei is the source of this 333-nucleotide messenger RNA. The record is from the annotation of a GenBank genome assembly. NCBI's taxonomy places the organism in Eukaryota, Metazoa, Nematoda, Chromadorea, Rhabditida, Trichostrongylidae.